Drosophila virilis is the source of this 2379-nucleotide messenger RNA. It is a transcript of the gene Fem-1, whose product is annotated as protein fem-1 homolog B. Lineage: Eukaryota; Metazoa; Arthropoda; Insecta; Diptera; Drosophilidae. Gene Ontology annotation, biological process: protein localization to ciliary inversin compartment. Gene Ontology annotation, molecular function: protein binding. The record is from RefSeq and is a predicted model, not a curated record. Gene Ontology annotation, cellular component: ciliary inversin compartment.
UGGGCAGCAUUCACAGUAACAUUUUCAUUGCGAACAAGUGCUCGUGUGGGUAAAUACAAAAAGCGUUUUUCUCCUGUUGCGUGCGAUCAAAUAAAUUCGGCAAUAUAAGCGGUUUACUCAGCUAUUGCACGCUACGUCAGUUAGCGUCGCUGCUAAGCAACAUGGAGGUCGACGGCGAUGAGCAGGAUGAUGCGCACACAUCGAUCUACGACGAUUCCCUGGAUUUUGGCUACUUCAAUAUGGCACACGGCAUGCUCGUCGAGAUUGCCGAGGAGCUGCGCGAAAAGUUUCCCAAUGAGCCGCGCAUCAAGUUCUCCCAAGUGAAUACCAUCUAUUUGGCGGCGCGCAGCAGCCAGAUGAUGCGAUUUGUUGAAGCUCUCAAUACGAUCAGCUCGGUCCCAAUGCAAACGCAUUUGGUUAAUACGAACUUUGAUCAGCCCGAUGGCCAAUCGCUGACGCCUCUCACCAUGGCCGCCAUGUCGGGCAAUGUGACAUUCGUGAAGACGCUGCUCUCGCACUACGACGUGGACUUGGAGCGGGAAUGUAAUGUCAUAUUUGACGGAUUGGUGGUAUAUGGAGCCACAGCUCUGUGGGUUGCCGCGGGCAUGGGUCAUCUGCAGAUCGUCAAGAUGCUGGUGCAGGCAGGCGCCUCCAUCAAUCACAAUACCAAGGCGCAGUCGUCGCCGCUGCGUGCUGCCUGCUAUGAGGGUCGCCUGGACAUUGUUGAGUUUUUGCUAGAGCAUGGCGCCGAUGUGAAUGCAACCAAUUUGUUUAACAACAAUACGCUCAUGAUUGCCGCCUACAAGGGCCACCAUCUGGUCGUGAACACGCUGCUGCAGAACGGCUCGCGGCCAAACGAUCAGGCGCUGUGCGGUGCAACGGCGCUGCACUAUGCCGCCGAGAGCGGUCAUCUGGAUGUGGUCAUUGCGCUGCUCGAUCAUGGCGCAACACUGCAAAAGAACGAGGCGGGCAUUACGCCAGCGCUGCAGGCGGCCGAACGGCUGCACGAGGAUGUUGUCGAGGCUUUCAUUCAGCGUCCGGAUCUGAUGAGCAAGGAGGAGCAAAUCACAGCGCUGGAGCUGCUGGGCGCCACGUAUGCCAAUGACAAAACCAAAUACGAUGUGAAUCGCGCCUACAGCUACCUGAUGCGUGCCAUGCAGCUGCGCUACAGCGAUCCGCGGCAUGUGGUGCGCAAGAAGGUGCAACAGCCAGUGCCCGCCUACGACAGCUGGUUCGAGACUGAAAAUCUGCCCGAACUGAAUGCCAUCAAGCUGAAUCAUCACUCCAUACACAUGGAAUCGCUGGCCAUACGCGAGCGCAUACUGGGCAAAAACAAUCCGGAGCUGCCGCAAGCCAUUGUCUAUCGCGGCGCCGUAAUGGCCGACCAGGGCCGCUUCGAGCAGUGCCAGGUGCUGUGGAACUAUGCCAUCGAUUUGCGUAUGCGCAACAAUGUUAGCGUGGAUCGUGAUUUGCUGCGUUUUGCGCAGCUCUUUGCGCAAAUACUGCGCGUCGAGAAUCAUCGCCUGACAUUGGACAAUGUCCUGCCCGUGCUGAUCAAGUGCCAGCAGGAGAUAGAUAACAACAAGCUGAAAAUGCUGAACGAUAAGCCCAACACGUGCGUCAGUCUGUUGCAGGAUCAGAACAAUCAGAAUUGCAUCACAGCGUUGUAUUUAAUUAAAAUAGUCACACAGCUGGCCCGACGCAAGAAGGAUCAGGACAUCAAUGAGGAGCAGAUACAGCAGCUAUUUCUAGUUGUGCGUAAAUUCAUACAGCACGACACGCGCCUCCAGGAUGGCCAAACGUUGCUGCAUCUCGCCGUGAAUGGUGUCACGCCCGUCGAUGAGUUCUAUACCAACGAAAUGUGCAAAUUUCCCUGCUAUGCAACCGCCCUGGUCUUGGUGCACUGUGGCGCCUCGGUUGUGGCUGUGGACGCCGCAAGAAACACGCCCCUCCACAUACUGGUGACCAAGAUAAACAGCUCACAGGAUCGCCAAGGCGAGAUGGCGCGCAUUUUACAGCUAUUUGUGGAGGCGGGCGCGCACUUGGAUGCGGUGAAUGCGGCGGGCCAAACGGCAGCUGCGGCCUGCAAGCAGGCUAACUUGGCCAAUCUGCUGCAUGGACAUCAGAAUGCGCACACGAGCCUCAAGUGCCUGGCGGCACGCUCCAUCGCCAGCAACAGGCUGAACUUUAGAGGCCUGAUACCCACACAGCUAGAGGCGUUCAUACAAAUGCACAGCGUGCACAAGGUGCUCGCAUAAAAGAACGCAACACAUGUAGCCAAAAAAGGAAUUGGGCCAAAAACAAAAACAGAAACUCAACUCAAGUCAUUAGAACUCUGUGUAUAUUUUGAGCCAAGACACAAUUCUUUAUGCAUACUAA